Vespa crabro (European hornet) is the source of this 1787-nucleotide messenger RNA. Its product is annotated as lachesin-like. The record is from RefSeq and is a predicted model, not a curated record. The transcript is spliced from 9 exons. Gene Ontology annotation, cellular component: neuron projection. NCBI's taxonomy places the organism in Eukaryota, Metazoa, Arthropoda, Insecta, Hymenoptera, Vespidae. Bases 293 to 1762 code for a protein of 489 amino acids.
UGAUAUUCAUUGUGCGGCGAGAGAGUAGACAAGUAGUCAGAGUCGGCGUGCAAGUAGAAGAGCAUCGAGGGAGGACCAUAAAAGGGAGAUCGCGAGGGUGCUCGGCGCACAGUCGCGCUUCGUCUGCCCGCCUGAACGUUGCGUGUGCAAUCUUCGAGAAAUUGUUGAACGAUCGCUCAAGUAUUCGCCGAAAGGAGAGAAGCAACAAUUAUGUAUUCCAAAAUAAUUGCUCCAAGAUAAUUGCCUCGUCGAUUGUAUUAUUGAACUUCGUCACGCGUUCGCGUGCGCACGCAUGGCGCAUGGCCCACCCUAUGGCAUGGCAUCACGGGACCUCGUUACUUGUUUCCUUCUCACAGCCUUCCUCUACUCUAGUUUCGGUCAAACGUUGCCAAAGUCGGAGAUACAACCGCAGUUUCUGGCACCUUUGGAGAACCAUACGGUCACUCAAGGCCGUGACGUCUCCUUCACCUGCGUCGUUAAUCAUCUUCAAUCUUACAAGAUUGCCUGGAUAAAAUCAGAUUCGAGGGCUAUCCUAGCUAUUCACACUCACAUGGUCGCUCAUAACACACGGCUCUCGGUAACUCAUAACGGACAUAACACCUGGAAGCUUCACGUGAGCAACGUUCAACCGAACGAUUCUGGAACUUAUAUGUGUCAGAUUAAUACGGAUCCAAUGAAGAGUCAGACGGGCUACAUGAAAGUAGUGAUACCACCUGAUAUCAUGGAUCUCGACGACUCGGCCGACCUUUUAACGACUAAGGAAAGCAACGAUCUGCGAUUACGAUGUCGUGCCACAGGAACACCUAAACCUACGGUCACCUGGCGAAGGGAGGACGGACGUGAAAUUACUCUGAGAAGCGAGUUAGGUGUUAAACGAGUACAAUCCUACGAGGGCGAACAACUGCAUUUAGUGGGGAUCUUACGGCAAGAGAUGGGCUCGUAUUUGUGCAUAGCCUCGAAUGGUGUGCCGCCAACAGUUAGCAAAAGAUAUCACGUUAAUGUCCUUUUUAAGCCCUUGAUCAAAGUGACGAAUCAAUUGGUGGCUGCACCGACGAAUAGCAACGUUAUUCUGCAAUGUUACGUCGAAUCUUCGCCUAAGGCCUCGAACACGUGGUACAAGGACAACGGAAUCAAACUUUUGACCAACGACAAGCAUAACGUAUCAGAGUUCACAGUAAAUGAUUACGCGUAUCAAUUGAAUCUUACGAUCAAACAGCUAAGCCGAAAUGAUUUUGGUAGUUAUAUUUGUUCAGCGGAGAAUCCAUACGGAAAAGCAGAGGGUACGAUAAGACUUCAAGAGUUGCAUCUGUCGAAGACGACAGUGCCGACAAUUCGCAAUACCGAGUCCGCCGAGAGGCAAAACUGGAGAAAGCAAAUCGAGAGAAAGGGAGGAAAGAAGUAUUCGUACGCGUUAGGACGAGAGGUCGGUAGUACGAAUUCGACGCAGAGAAAUGUCGUAAGUUGGACGCAGACCACGCCGAUCUCAAGAAGAAAUAACUCCAACUCACUGCCAAGUGUCGUCCUCACAAAGAAUUCUAAAGUUUUAUCCUCCUCCUCCUCCUCCUCCUCCUCCUCCUCAUCCUCUUCGUCUUCUUCUUCUUCUUCUUCCCCUUAUCCAGCACCGGCACCUGCGCCCGCACAUUCCGCACCGACCCAACUGGACGCACAGAGCGAUGCUACGAGCACGCGAUAUUUUCGAUCGGUUCAUCAGCUUCAUCUGACGGUCGUUGUUCUCCUCUUUGCAAUGACAUCGUCUUAUUGAAGAUUAAUAACGGAAAAAAAAAUUU